UUCGGCAGAUGGAGUCGUCGGAUUGGCGCAGUAUUGGAAAUAUGUCAAGUCGCACUAAGUUUGGAGCGAUCGGAGACGCGAGUAAUGAGAAAGUAUGACUAAUUCAAACACCUGACUAAUAAAUGAAAGAAAAUAGCCCGCAAGACAACGGGUCAUGGGGAACUGCCUCGGCCGUUGUUUUGCCACCGUCACCGAUCCGUCGACGUACAGAUCAUAUCGCCGACAUUCGAGCAUGUGCUUUCAAGAGGAUGAACGUACCGAGUUCUGUCCACAGAGCGAUCGGGACGAGCGUACGAUGUCUUCUGACAGACGGAAAAGUUUGUUAUCGUUUCUUUCGUUGAAACGUUUCAAGAAGAGGCGCGGUGUCCCGAUUUCUUUGGAACUUGCCGAGGAUGGUGGGUGGCCCAUGGGCGGUAGCAAGUAUGUUAGGUUGAACUCCAGAAGUAACGUAUCAGUCAGUUCUGGCUUGGAUACAUCACUUCAAACUUUGGAUGCUAGAAAUUUGAUGAAACACGGCUAUGUGCCAACUCCUGCUUCAUCUUUGGAUCUUGAAUGGGAGCAUGAAGGCCUACCAAUAUCUCCACGAAGCGAUGUCAAUGCAGAAAAUACAGAUAACUCUCUUUCCUUCCCGUCUGUAAACAACAGUCAACCUUCUAGUCUGACCGCUUCACCGUGGUCCAGAGUAUCAACGCCAAAUAGCUUGGAAUGGGAUCCAGUGGAAGCAGAUAUAGUGUGUGUAGACGUAGAGACUGAGCAACUGCUAACAGAGAUUGAGAGACUGACAGAUAGGGCGCUAAAAGAGACUGGUGACUGGACUGGUAGUAGCUGAUAGAUCAUGGGAAAAUCAUAAAAAAAAAAGACGAUACGCUUGGGUCAGUUUGUAAAUUGCACAUUACGUUAAGAGAGAAAUGAUAACCGACAUAUACAUCCGUAAGAGUCUGCAAAUAAGGAAUUUCAGAAUAAGACAUAUUCCAGAAACGGAAGUCAGUGACUGUGGAAGUUGUGUCAUUAUUAUGUUUAGUGGCUGAUAUGAUAUCUCAGCCAACAUUUAGCUGGUACUAUAUGCAAAUAUGGUGUUAUGCAGCUGUCUUUGGAACUCUAUAAUCAUGUCAUAAAUGUGCUUUUACAUGGUUAUGAGCUUGUGGCGUGUACUUUUUCCUGACCUUUUUUAUUUACAGAUAAAAGCGGAAAUUGAUGCAACUUCCAGCAUUCACAUGUACAGAUAUCAUCUAUUAAUACAUCAUAUGUUUCGUGACAGGCUUUUUUGCUUUAAUCAUCAUCAAUUUGGAAAAAACGUUGACGUAGAAUUUGCUAUUACAAAAGCGAGAUUG
Molecule: messenger RNA, 1331 nt
Organism: Diprion similis
Lineage: Eukaryota; Metazoa; Arthropoda; Insecta; Hymenoptera; Diprionidae
Exons: 7
Coding region: 155-829 (224 amino acids)
Source: RefSeq, a predicted model, not a curated record